This is a messenger RNA of Funneliformis geosporum, 2136 nucleotides long. The record is from the annotation of a GenBank genome assembly. NCBI's taxonomy places the organism in Eukaryota, Fungi, Glomeromycota, Glomeromycetes, Glomerales, Glomeraceae.
AUGAGUUUAGAAUUCACUUCUGAUCUUGUUAAAGAUAUUUCUUCAUUAUUGCAUAAUGCUGAUGAUUUCAACGUUAUUAUUCAAGUUGGUGAAGGCCAAAAUACAAAAAAAUUUCAUGUUCAUUCGGUUAUUUUACGGGCACGUUCUCCAUAUUUCAAAAUUGCCUUUUCAACUAAUUGGAUUCAAAAAACUAACAACACAAUCAUGUUUAAUAAACCAAACAUCACUUCAUUCGUCUUUGACAUGAUUUUAAUGUAUAUUUACUCAGGUGAACUUAAUUUGGCAAGUUAUUCAGAUCAAAAUAUUUUUGAAUUGUUAAUUGCAUCUGAUGAAUUAUUACUUGAAGAACUAACCGCAUUUGCCCAAGAUAACUUAAUUAAACGUCGAACUACCUGGAUCAAAAAUAACAUUACUCUUCAGACUCCUGGAUUAAUUGAGAUCAGUAAUAUAUCUGAAUGGUAUCAAGGAAAUUUUGAAGAAUUGAAGAAGACGCUAAGUCAUUUCAUUCCCCUUAUUCGAUUUGCGGAAAUUUCACCUGAAGAUUUUUAUGAUAAAGUUCGUCCGUAUAAGGCAUCUAUUGCCAAUCACAUUUAUGAAGAAAUUGAGAAAUUUUAUUAUAAAAAAACUUUGCCGAAAACAGCGAAUUUAUUACCGCGAUCUAAAGAGAUUAAACCAAAAUCUUUUAUGGAAAAAAUGAUAGCGUUCAUUUUUUGUAAAGAUUCAACAAUCUAUUCCGAUCUAUCAAAAGAUCUUUCUUUAAUAUUAAGUAUAAUUAAUUUAUCCAAGCAGCCAAGUGAUAAAAUAUUUGAAUUGUUAAUCGCAUCUGAUGAAUUAUUACUUGAAGAAUUAUUCAAACAGGUCCUAGAUUACUUGUUUGAAAAUCAUGUUAGAUGGAUUCAAAAAAAUUUUGUAUUUGUUCUAAAUGGCGUGAUUCGACUUGCUAGAUUCAAGAAAUUACAGGAUUAUUGCUUCGAAUCAAUCUGUUCAAAUCCAUUACCAUUUAUGACUUCCAAAAACUUUACAUCACUUGACAAAAGCAUCCUUUUUGGCUUGCUUGAAAGUGAAGAUUUGGCGCUUGAAGAAAUUGAUGCCUGGAAUUUUUUAAUCAAAUGGAGCAUUGAACAGACUCCUGAAUUAAGUGGUAAUAUAAAUGAAUGGAAUCAGGGAAAUUUUGAAGAAUUGAAGAAGACGCUAAGCAAAUUCAUUCCCCUUAUUCGAUUUGUGAAAAUUUCAUCAGAUGAUUUUUAUGAUGAAGUUCGUCCUUAUAAGGCAGCUUUUCCCAAUCACAUUUAUGAAGAAAUCGAGAAAUUUUAUUAUAAGAGAACUCUACCGAAAUCAAUUGUAUUAUCAUCUCGAGUAGGAAAUAUAAUAUCAGAAAUAAUCAAUCCCAACCUUAAAUCUUUAAUAGCUAAUUGGAUUGAUAAAACGUCAAAAGUUCUUUUAUAUAAUAAUAAUUAUAAGUUUGAUCUAAUGUACCUAAAGAGUCGGGAUGGUAUUAAUCGUGCGGUAUGUAAUUGUAAUGGGCCAUUUGUAUUGUUGAUAAAAGAUCAAUCACAAAAAAUUUUUGGAGGAUACAAUCCAACCGGUUAUAAUUCCGCAACAAGCUUGCCCGAAAAAGAAAGUUUUAUAUUUUCUUUCGAAAAUGGCCAACGAACAUAUAAUAUGAAAAUUGGCAAUUAUAUUAGGUCAAAAAAAGCAGAUAAGAUUCCCCUUUUCUUCAAUUUUGGAAAUCAUCUAUGUAUUAAUGUUAAAGCUAAAAAACUUCUUUUUAAAGAUAAUGGAAAUUAUGAGUAUAUAUUUGAUGAUAUAAAGGAUAAUUUACGUAUCAAAGAAAUUGGAAUUUUUAAAUUGAAGAAGACAUUAUGUAAAUUCAUUCCACUUAUUCGAUUUGAAGAAAUUUCUCUUGAUGAAUUUUUUGAAGAAAUUGAUAUUUGGGAUUGUUUAAUCAAAUGGGGUAUAGAGAAUAGUCCUGGAUUAGGAAGCAAAGAAUUUGAAGCAUUGGAGAAAACAAUAUCUCAAUUCAUUUACCUUAAUGGUGUGGAAAUUUCACCCGAAGAUUUUUUUGAUAAAGUUUGUCCUUAUAAAGUUGCUAUUCCCAAUCAUAUUUAUGAAGAAGUUGAGGAAUUUCAUUAUUAG